Messenger RNA from Achroia grisella, 501 nucleotides. It is a transcript of the gene ND-15, whose product is annotated as NADH dehydrogenase [ubiquinone] iron-sulfur protein 5. Bases 124 to 426 code for a protein of 100 amino acids. NCBI's taxonomy places the organism in Eukaryota, Metazoa, Arthropoda, Insecta, Lepidoptera, Pyralidae. The transcript has 3 exons. The record is from RefSeq and is a predicted model, not a curated record.
AUUAAUGUCACUGUCAUACUGCCACUAAAAAGGAUUUUACAUAUUCUAUACAAAAUAUAAAUUUCUUAUUUUCAGAUUUUUCCAAGUGUUUUCCAAGUUCAAUUUAUAAUUUUAAGUGUCAACAUGUCCAUUUCACCAUUUCUCCGUUCGCCGUUUACUGAUGUCACUGGAGGAAUGAUUUCUCAUCAACUAUUAGGUCGCUGUCAGCUUGAAGAAGCGCGCUACAUGGAGUGUCUAGAAGCCUAUGGCUUGGAGCGUGGGAAAGUCAAGUGCUCCCAUUUGUUUGGUGACUUCCAUGAAUGCCAAACUUUGACAAAACAAUUCAAAAGAUUUAUAGCUAUGAGAAAUGAAAGAGACAAGCAAAUAGCAGAAGGAAAACUGAAGGGAGAUAAUAAAUAUUUAAGCCCUAGGGUGGACAGUUUUUAAAAAUAAUUCAGUUACAAAUUUAUUAAUACACUUAGUUAUUUAAUAUGUAAAUAAAAACAAUGAUAAAAUUAAAAA